This is a messenger RNA of Penicillium verhagenii, 1395 nucleotides long. Its product is annotated as T6SS phospholipase effector Tle1-like catalytic domain-containing protein. Bases 1 to 1395 code for a protein of 464 amino acids. The transcript has 5 exons. The record is from RefSeq and is a predicted model, not a curated record. Lineage: Eukaryota; Fungi; Ascomycota; Eurotiomycetes; Eurotiales; Aspergillaceae.
AUGUCGCAUGAGACUGCAAGCUAUAAGCGAAUCAUCCUCUGUGUUGACGGCACUUGGCUAGCAUCCGAUGAGGGUGGCAGCGAGGAGUCAUCCAAUGUCACGAAGAUAGCUCGCGGUCUUGCAAACAAUGGCCUAGAUACCGAUGGCAAGAUUGUUCCUCAGAUUGUUUUCUACCACUCUGGACUGGGAGCUGGAGAUUUACCGUUUCAAAAGGCGAUUUCAGGAGGUAUCGGUUGGGGCUUGGACCAGGAUGUAUGUCGAAUUUAUGAGUUCGUGUCCGAUAAUUACGAUCCCGGUGAUGAGUUGUUUCUUUUUGGUUUUUCUCGCGGAGCCUUCACCGUCCGCUCUGUGGCGGGCCUGAUUUCUGACAUAGGCGUGCUAUCGUCUGAGAAUAUGUCGCAUUUUGCGGAUAUGUGGAAAGCUUACCGAGAGAAUACGGACGGGAAACCUUUCUGUGAUUCUGCUUGGUAUCGGAAAAACCAGACCAUGCUGAGCCUGCGGGAUGAUAGUAUCCGAAUCAAGGUGGUGGGCGUCUGGGACACUGUUGGAGCUUUGGGGAUCCCAGAGUGGCCGUGGGUGGAAAUGGCAUCAAAAGUCGGCAUUCCGCUGAACAAGCAGUAUCAAUUCCAUAACACAGAAGUGUCCAAAAAUGUUGAUUACGCCUUUCAAGCUCUUGCAAUUGAUGAGAGACGGCUUACAUUUCCACCUACCCUGUGGCACAAGACAACCGACGCACCAGCUAAAGAUUUGAUACAAUGCUGGUUUCCCGGAGUCCACGGCAAUAUUGGAGGCGGAGCCAAGGAUCCCGAAAUCGCGGACAUUUCAUUGGCCUGGAUGGUGGACAACCUAUCUGGCAUGUUGGCUUUCAAGAAAGUCGUAAUGGAUGGAAUCAUCCAGCAGCACCGAGAUGCUCGGGCUGAACGCAUUUCUCCUGGACGCAAAGGCGAUGACAGCUGGGGUUGCGAUCCCAUCGUUUCGAACUUUGCCGGUAUUGAAGGAGCAUUUUACAGAACUCUGGGUGUCAAGGACCGCACGCCUGGUGGAUAUUCCCAAGGGUCAGGCAAGAAUGGAAAUGCCUCCGACACCAGUGAAUACUUCCAUCCCAUCGCUCGGAUAAGAAGGACCUAUCUUGGCUCUCAAUAUGACCCGGCCGCUUUAACUGGCUUUACCUUUCAGCAGCACGAUGGUGAUGAAAAUGCCCAUGCCGAUUGGUACUGGGUCAAGACAGGACUGAAAUCAGCAAUACCAGAAUUUGUUUUACGUCCCGAGAAGAAGUUGUUGGUGGAAGAUGGUUUUAGUUAUACCUAUCAGGAGAGCCUAUCCAGAAGCAUGUGUCCAGAACAUUUGUUGGCGAAACUCGACCGAGAUGAUGGGGUGACAAUUCCUGUUGACUAG